This is a messenger RNA of Adineta ricciae, 504 nucleotides long. NCBI's taxonomy places the organism in Eukaryota, Metazoa, Rotifera, Eurotatoria, Adinetida, Adinetidae. The record is from the annotation of a GenBank genome assembly.
AUGGAUGAUUUAUUACAUGAAGGAUUUCAUUUUGAUGUUGACACUUAUGCAACAUUGAUUAAUGUUCGCGUACAAAUUGAAUGUCAUGGACAACGAAAUUAUUCAGGAAGAGUGUACACGAUUGAUCCAUUGACACAAAGUAUCGUUCUCAUUGAUGACACAUCAAAUCGUGUUCAUAUCGUUCUUCGACCAGAUAUCAUUCAAUUGAAAGUUCUCGAUCGUAGUUCAUCUCUUCAAUCGUUCAAAGAUCCAUUUCAACCUUCGACAACCAUUCCAACAAAUGCUGGAGAAUCGGCAUCCACUCGUCUCGAAGAUCUUCGCCAGUUUCUGUCAUCCAAACGAAUUCCAUUUCAAGAAAAACAAGAAGACAAUCAGAGUAUUACUCUUGUGAUUCAAAACGGUAUUGUUCAAAUAAAUGCUCCAUAUACAUCACAAACCAUCAUUGGAACGAACGAAAUUGUUCUUUCGCGGAUGAAAUUUUUAUUGAAAUCGAUUCUUGACUAA